GCAGACAUGUCCAUAGCACUCAAGCAAGUCUUUAAUAAAGAUAAGACUUUCCGCCCAAAACGCAAGUUUGAACCUGGAACCCAGAGGUUUGAACUUCACAAACGAGCACAGGCCUCUCUGAACUCAGGCGUGGACUUGAAAGCGGCUGUGCAGUUGCCCAGUGGAGAAGACCAAAAUGACUGGGUGGCUGUCCAUGUUGUUGACUUCUUCAAUAGGAUCAACCUCAUUUAUGGAACUAUCUGUGAGUUCUGCACAGAGAGGACCUGCCCAGUGAUGUCUGGAGGCCCUAAGUAUGAGUACCGGUGGCAGGACGAUAUGAAGUACAAGAAGCCCACAGCGUUGCCAGCACCCCAAUAUAUGAAUCUUCUCAUGGACUGGAUCGAGGUGCAAAUCAACAAUGAGGAUAUAUUUCCUACAAGUGUAGGUGUUCCCUUUCCAAAGAACUUCCUUCAGAUCUGCAAGAAGAUACUCUGCCGGCUUUUUCGGGUGUUUGUUCACGUCUACAUCCAUCACUUUGACCGUAUCAUCCUUAUGGGGGCUGAGGCCCACGUCAAUACCUGUUACAAGCAUUUUUAUUACUUUGUGACAGAGCUCAACCUCAUAGACCGCAAAGAACUAGAGCCUUUGGUUUCAUCCUCCCCGCAGCAGCAAUACAAGGAGGAUACGGAGUACUCCUCCAGUUUGCAUUUUCUGGAUUACUCCAAAGUAGCGCUACCUGGAGAUUAUUUGGAAGAGGAGAACGAAGAUGAUGAUGAUGAUGAUGAUAAAAAAACCACUAAUGUUGAAAAACGCCCUGCAAAAUUCAUCUCCACCGAAGGAGUGGAAGAGGAGAGUUCUCAGGAAGAGCAGGCACUAGAAUCCAGAUUUGGACCCCAUUACCAUACCACUCUCACACAGAGCCACAGUGAAGAACCACCUUUGGAUGGUACGGUAGAGGACUCAGCAAAAGAUUAA
Aptenodytes forsteri (emperor penguin) is the source of this 954-nucleotide messenger RNA. RefSeq names its product MOB kinase activator 3B (gene MOB3B). Gene Ontology annotation, molecular function: protein kinase activator activity. Gene Ontology annotation, biological process: signal transduction; positive regulation of protein phosphorylation. The transcript is spliced from 6 exons. NCBI's taxonomy places the organism in Eukaryota, Metazoa, Chordata, Aves, Sphenisciformes, Spheniscidae. The record is from RefSeq and is a predicted model, not a curated record. The coding region runs from base 7 to 954 and encodes 315 amino acids. Gene Ontology annotation, cellular component: nucleus; cytoplasm.